Leucoraja erinaceus (little skate) is the source of this 8055-nucleotide messenger RNA. It is a transcript of the gene ttc28, whose product is annotated as tetratricopeptide repeat domain 28. The coding region runs from base 270 to 7703 and encodes 2477 amino acids. The record is from RefSeq and is a predicted model, not a curated record. Gene Ontology annotation, molecular function: protein binding. Lineage: Eukaryota; Metazoa; Chordata; Chondrichthyes; Rajiformes; Rajidae. The transcript has 23 exons.
AAGUGAUUUAAAAAGUUUCUACAACACAGUAAUGUUUUGCUCGACACAAACCGUUCAGCAUUCCUCGUUGUACCUGUUGAGAGGAACCUUCUGGCGGUGUUGCUGUGGUGUGAAUUUACCGUGAAAUGAACAUCGGGAUAUGAUGGGGUCACAUCUAAAUCGAUUUAGCAGGGCUCUAAAAGUGACAACCGUAGACCUAUUGAAGUGAUAGGGACCUGAGGAGGUUGAUUUCAACCUUUGUCCAAUCUGGUAAUCAUGUUGUUCAUUGGAUGAGUCUGGAAUGCUGUGGUUCCAGUUUCUUGCAGCGAAGUUCUGAAGGAGUUGGAACUGUGUCUGAAGGCAAGAGCUCGGUCUUUGAAGAGAGCUUAAUGCGGAGAAUCUCUGGCAGCAGCAGUGUGCACACUCUCAGCAAGGCUGCCUUCAUCGAGAAGGUGCGGGAGAGCAACGCAGCGUGUCAGAGCGGAGACUUCACCACUGGCCUGCAGCUCUACACUGAGGCCAUAGCCGCCGACCCCCAGAACUGCAUUCUGUACAGCAACCGGUCGGCCGUGCUGGUGAAAGUGAACGAGUACGAGAGAGCACUGGAUGAUGCUGUCAAAGCACGACUCCUGAACCCCAAAUGGUCAAAGGCAUACUUCCGACAGGGUGUUGCCCUCCAGUACCUUGGCCGGCAUGCAGAUGCGCUGGCUGCGUUUGCGUCGGGGCUGGCUCAGGAUCCAAAGAGCCUGCAGCUGCUGGUCGGGAUGGUGGAGGCCACCAUGAAAUCUCCUCUCCGAGAGUCCCUGGAACCGACAUAUCAGAAGCUACAGAAGAUGAAGCUAGACAAGAGUCCAUUUGUGGUGGUGUCUGUCAUUGGGCAGGAGCUGCUCACCGCAGCGCACCACAGCGCCUCUGUCGUGGUUCUGGAGGCUGCGCUGAAGAUUGGAACGUGCAGCUUGAAGCUCCGCGGCUCCGUGUUCUCUGCCCUGAGCAGUGCUUACUGGGCGUUAGGGAAUACCGAGAAGAGUAUUGGCUACAUGCAGCAGGACUUCGAUGUAGCCAAGACUUUAGGUGACCACACGGGCGAGUGCCGGGCCCAUGGCAACCUGGGAUCGGCAUUCUUCUCCAGCGGCAACUACCGCGAGGCCCUCAACAACCACCGACUCCAGCUCGUGCUGGCGAUGAAGCUCAAAGAUCGCGAGGCAGCAUCCUCAGCGUUGAGCAGCCUAGGUCAUGUCUACACAGCUAUUGGAGACUACCCAAAUGCACUGGCCAGUCACAAGCAGUGCGUUCUUCUAGCGAAACAAUCCAAAGACGAGCUCUCAGAAGCCAGAGAACUGGGCAACAUGGGGGCUGUUUACAUCGCGAUGGGCGACUUUGAAAAUGCAGUGCAGUGCCAUGAGCAGCAUCUCAGGAUUGCCAAGGAGCUGGGCAACAUGCGGGAGGAGGCACGAGCUUACAGCAAUCUGGGGAGUGCCUACCACUACCGGAGGAACUUUGACAAGGCAAUGUCCUACCACAACCACGUGCUGGAGCUUGCACAGGAGCUGGGCGAGAAGUCCAUUGAGAUGCGGGCGUACGCGGGCUUGGGCCAUGCGGCGCGCUGCAUGCAGGACCUGGAAAGAGCAAAGCAGUAUCACGAGCAGCAGCUGAGCAUCGCGGAGAACCAGAAGGACCGGGCAGCAGAGGGACGAGCUUCCUCGAACCUCGGUAUAAUCCACCAGAUGAAAGGAGAUUACGAAGCUGCGCUGAAGCUCCACAAGACCCACCUGUCCAUUGCCCAGGAGCUGAAUGACUAUGCGGCACAGGGUCGAGCCUACGGGAACAUGGGCAAUGCCCACAACGCACUGGGCUCCUACGACCAGGCGGUGAAGUAUCACCGGCAGGAGCUGCAGAUCUCCAUGGAGGUUAAUGAUCGGGCGUCACAGGCCUCGACCCACGGUAACCUCGCUGUUGCCUACCAGGCCCUGGGUGCCCACGACCGGGCCCUGCAACACUACCAGAACCACCUGAACAUUGCCCGGGAGUUACGGGAUAUACAAAGCGAAGCCCGGGCCCUCAGCAACCUGGGCAACUUCCAUUGCUCCAGAGCAGAGUACGUUCAGGCCGUUCCCUACUAUGAACAGUACCUGCGCUUGUCUCCUGACCUACAGGAUAUGGAAGGUGAAGGGAAAGUGUGCCACAACCUCGGUUAUGCACACUACUGUCUCGGAAGCUACCAAGAGGCCGUCAAAUACUAUGAGCAAGAUUUGGCCCUGGCCAAGGACUUGCAUGAUAAACUCAGCCAGGCAAAGGCCUACUGCAACUUAGGGCUGGCUUUUAAGGCCCUGACUAACUACACUAAAGCCGAGGAAUGUCAGAAAUAUGUUCUGUCCCUUGCCCAGUCCCUGAACAAUUCUCAAGCCAAAUUUCGAGCAUUGGGCAAUUUGGGUGAUAUUUUGGUGUGCAAGAAAGAUGUGAAUGGUGCAGUUAAGUUUUAUGAACAGCAGUUGGCUUUGGCUCAUCAGAUUAAAGAUCGGAAGCUUGAAGCCUCAGCCUAUGCAGCUCUGGGUACUGCCUACAGGCUGAUACAGAAACAUGACAAGGCUCUGGGAUAUCACACACAAGAGCUUGAGGUUUAUCAGGAAUUGGGCGACUUGUUGGGAGAAUGUAAGGCGCACGGCCACCUUGCCGCAGUCUACAUGGCACUUGGCAAAUACACCAUGGCCUUCAAGUGUUACCAGGAACAGUUGGACUUGGGGCAGAAGCUCAAAAAUCCCAACAUUGAGGCGCAAGUGUACGGCAACAUGGGAAUCACUAAAAUGAACAUGAAUGUAAUGGAAGAUGCCAUCGGCUACUUCGAACAGCAGCUUGCGACGCUGCAGCAGUUGAGCGGCAAUGAUGCAGUCCUGGAUCGAGGGCACGCCUAUGGCAACCUGGGGGAUUGCUACGAGGCACUCGGAGAUUACGAAGAAGCUGUAAAAUAUCAUGAGCAGUUCUUGACAGUGGCUCAGAGUUUAAAUCGGAUGCAGGAACAAGCUAAAGCUUAUCGGGGACUUGGAAAUGGACAUCGGGCUAUGGGGAACCUGCAACAAGCUCUCGUGUGCUUUGAGAAGAGGCUGGUGGUGGCCCAUGAACUUGGCGAGUCUUCCAACAAAGCCCAGGCGUACGGUGAGCUGGGAAGCUUACACAGCCAGCUGGGCAACUACGAGCAGGCCAUCUCGUGCCUCGAGCGGCAACUAAACAUUGCCCGCGAAAUGAAAAACCGAAUCUUGGAGAGCGAUGCGGCCUGUGGUCUGGGUGGAGUUUACCAACAGAUGGCUGAAUACGAAACCUCGCUGCAGUACCAUCAGCUGGACUUGGAGAUCGCAGAGGAAACAAGCAACCCCACGUGUCAGGGCCGUGCCUACGGGAACCUGGGGCUGACCUACGAAUCACUGGGAAACUAUGAACGGGCCGUAAUGUACCAGGAGCAGCACCUGAGUAUCGCUGCUCAGAUGAAUGACUUGGUGGCUAAAACCAUUGCCUACAGCAGCUUAGGAAGAACGCACCAUGCCCUGCAGAACUACUCGCAGGCAGUCAUGUACUUACAGGAAGGUUUGAGACUGGCGGAACAACUUGGUCGCAGAGAAGAUGAAGCUAAGAUCAGGCACCGUUUGGGACUUUCACUGUGGGUCAGCCGAAACCUCGAGGAGGCACAACACCAGCUUUAUCGAGCAUCUGCUUUAUUUGAAAAUAUCCGCCACGAAGCACAGCACAGCACCGAUUAUAAACUUUCCCUCUUCGACCUCCAAACAUCCUCCUAUCAAGCUUUGCAACGCGUUCUGGUCAGCCUGGGUCGUCACGAUGAGGCACUGGCUGUGGCUGAGAGGGGGCGGACGAGGGCAUUUGCUGACCUUCUGGUCGAACGGCAAACUGGGCAGCAAGUGUCUGACUCAUUGACUCCUGUUACCAUUGAACAAAUUCUGGAAGCCAUCAACAAUCAGCGCAGUCUGGUACUAUACUACUCCCUCGCCGCGGGCUACCUCUACAGCUGGUUACUGGCACCAGGAGCAGGCAUAUUAAAAUUUCAUGAAUGCUAUUUGGGCGAUGGCCUGGCUGACAACAACAGUGAUUUUAAUGAAACCAGUAGCCUCAACCUGCAGACAUCCAGCUUCUCCACUCUCGAGCAGUACGUGACCAAUGUUCGAGAAGCUCUCGGCAUUGAUUCCUACUACACCAGGAUGUGUUCAAACAGUGAAACAGAGAGCGAGGCCGGGGACCUCGCCGAUCAGCAGUUUGAGGACAUGAACAACAAAGUGACUUCCGUCACUGACCCCACAGGGUUCCUCAGAAUGGUCAACAGGAACAACCUCUUCAAUAGAAGCUGCCAGAGUAUGAGCAGCCUGUUCAGCAGCAACACGUCGAGUCUCCAAGAUUCCACCUCGUCCCUACCCCGAAAGUUGGGCUCUUCCAGUAAACAACCUCUCCGUGCCCUCUACGACAUCCUCAUCUCACCCAUGGAAGGGGGACUGAUGCAUUCUAGUGGUCCUGUUGGUCGUCACAGACAGCUGGUGUUGGUCCUGGAAGGAGAGCUCUAUCUCAUUCCCUUCGCUCUGCUGAAAGGAAGCUCCUCUAAUGAGUACCUCUACGAACGGUUCAGUAUCAUUGCUGUUCCCUCCAUCAGGGCCUUUCAAGCAAGCCCCAGGUCCCAUCUCCGGAAGAGCCUGUCGGUGUGCAGCUCGUCCAGCUCGAUGGCAGCGGUGGUGGGUAACCCGCGGCUGCCCGGGGCCGUGAUGGAUCGCUGGCUCUGGGGGCCCAUGCCAUCGGCGGAGGAGGAGGCCUACAUGGUGGGGGAGCUGCUGGGCUGCCAGCCGUUGGUGAGCGGCGCGGCCACCAAGGAGCGGGUGGCCAGCGUGCUCGGGCAGGCCGAGUGCGUCCACUUCGCCACGCACAUCUCCUGGAAGCUCGCCGCCCUGGUCCUCACGCCCAACAGCGACGGCAGCACGGUGAGCGGGAAGAGCUCUCUGGGGAACAGUUACACCAUCCCGGAGUCGCUGAGGAUGCAGGACGACGCGAGUGACGUGGAGAGUAUAACGGACAGCCCCCCGCUGCAGGAGUUCCUCUUGACCGCCGCAGACAUAUUGGACUUGCACCUGCCCGCCAAGCUCGUGGUCCUGGGCUCCUACCAGGAAUCCAACAACAAAGUGACGGCAGACGGCAUCAUUGGACUGACACGGGCUUUCCUCGCCGCGGGGGCACAGUGUGUCUUGGUUUCCCUCUGGCCCGUGCCCAUGGCAGCAUCCAAGAUGUUCGUGCACACCUUCUACUCCUCCCUGCUCAACGGAAUGAAGUCUAGCGCUGCGCUCGGAGAAGCCAUGAAGAUUGUCCAGAGCAGCAAGCUGUUCGCGCAUCCUUCAAACUGGGCAGGCUUCACACUGAUCGGGAAUGAUGUUAAACUGAACAGCCCAUCGUCCCUCAUCGGCCAAGCGCUGUCUGAGAUCCUGCAGCAUGCUGACCGUGCUCGUGACGCUCUGCGGGUGUUGCUCCACCUGGUGGAGAAGUCCCUGCAGCGGAUCCAGAACGGCCAGCGGAACUCCAUGUACACGUCCCAGCACAGCGUGGAGAACAAGGUGGGCGGCGUUCCAGGCUGGCAGUCGCUGCUGAUGGCCGUCGGAUUCCGGCUUGACCCUCCGGCCAGCGGGCUCCCUGCGGCCGUCUUCUUCCCAGUCUCUGACCCUGGGGAUCGGCUCCAGCAGUGCAGCACCACGCUCCAGGCACUCCUAGGGUUACCCCACGCUGCUCUCCAGGCUCUCUGCAAACUUAUCUCGGCCUCAGAGACAGGAGAACAACUUAUUAAUCGGGCUGUAAAAAAUAUGGUUGGAUUGCUCCACCAAGUCCUCGUUCAACUUCAGACUGGCGAGAAAGAACAGGACUUUUGUACAGCACCCAUUCAACUGUCCAUCAGCGUCCAGCUCUGGCGACUGCCCGGAUGUCACGAGUUCCUGGCCGCUUUAGGCUUUGACCUGUGUGAGGUGGGCCAAGAAGAGGUGGUGUUGAAGACCGGGAAACAGGCAAACAGGAAGACCAUGCACUUCGCUCUCCAGUCUCUGCUGGCACUCUUUGAUUCCACGGAGCUGCCGAAACGACUCAGCCUGGACAGCUCCUCCUCGCUGGAAUCCCUCUCGUCGUCACAGUCGGUCUCCAAUGCAGCAGGACAGAUGAACCCACCGUUCUCCCCCACUUACGGGGACUCGAUGGCCUCCGACGCCAUCUCUGUGUACAGCCUCAGCUCCAUCGCCUCCUCCAUGAGCUUCGCGUCCAAGACGGACAUCACCGGGGAAGGGGUGCUCCAGCGGGGGAGGCUGGACUACGAGAGGCCGAAGAAUGUCUACCCGCACAAGGCGGCGGCGAUGUUGGCGAGCGGCUCUUCCCCACAGUCGAGCAACGCGAGCAGGGACGAGGAGGAGUACGAUGGCUUCUCCAUCAUCAGCAGCGAGCCGCUGAGUCUGUACACUGAUAGCCUCAAGGCGUCUGCCUCGGCCGACAAAGAGAGGACUACUGAGCUCAGCCACAGUCUGGGCGACAGGCACACGCUCAAAGCAAACGCCAGCGCAUCCAGCUCCCCGGCUAAAAUGGUGCUCAUCCCCAGUGCAAACUCACCCUUCCAGAAAGUGGGGUCCAGAAAUAAACUGCCGAGCUCAGACACGGGCGAGUCCGACCAGUCCAGCACGGAGACGGACAGCACGGUGAAGUCUCAGGAGGAGAAAGUGUCCAAACUUAAUCCCCAGGAGUUGGCGCAGAAGAUCUUGGAGGAGACGCAGAGCCACCUGCUCGCUGUGGAGCGACUGUAUCAGAGCAGCGGGCCAAGCAACCAGAGGAGCACCACUGAGGUGGACAGCGGCGCGGUGGGACAUCACGGACCCUCGUCGUCUUUUAAGUCUUCGGACACGAGUGCGUUCAGCAAGCCCCCGGCCAGCGCUGGGCAGAAGAAGCAGCCGUCUCCCGUCCCUGCAAAACCAAAGCCUCCCACACGCAGCUCCUCGCUGCAAAAGGUCAACUCAGGAAGCAGCACCCCGACCAGCGACACCACCGAGGCGGGGAUGUCAGCCGGGGACAGCAGGCAGACCACAGCCCCCUCGUCCCCGGUGGUGGAUCCAUGCCACUCGCCCGCUUUCCCAGCCGACCAGUCGCCGGUGAAGAUUAAAUACCCCAGCUCCCCGUACAGCGGCCACAUCUCCAGGUCUCCGAGUUCCGGGCAGCAGUCCCCGGCCGGGAGCAACCCAUCCCCAGCCCUGUCCUACUCGUCUGCCGGCUCCGCUCGCUCCAGCCCGGCCGACAUCCCCGACCUGAGCAGGCUGAAAAUGACCGCCAUCGACGAGAAGGUCAAAGCCGUCCAUAACCUCAAAACUUUCUGGGCUAGUGCCACACAGUCAGCGUCUAGACCUGUCCGCGCACUGCGCUCCAACCCCACUCUCGCCGGCUCCAAGGCAGAUGCUCUAAGUUAUUUGAAUCUCUCUCCGGCCAGGCGCGCCAAGAAGGAGGGGAAAGAGGACAGGCUGGAACUCAAGGAAUUUUCCAAGAUCCCCCACUCAGACAAGAAGGCCCAGAACGGCAGCGGAGCUCACCAAGAGACCAGUAGACCCGCAGACACAACGCAACCAACAAACAGCCUUCAGAGGGAGGUGCGCCCAUUGAGACUCCCCUCCGGGAAUGGUUAUAAAUUCUUGUCUCCUCGAAAGUUUCUUCCCACCUCGAAAUGCUGAAACCACCUGAACCAGCCAUGCCAUUUUCUUUAGUGUUCAUUGCGUGAUGUCCUUGUGGGACGAGCAUGUUACAAGUCUACAGCGUCGCGCAGGCAACCCUUUGUAAACUGAACGUUUCUGUGUGGCGUGAACAGUACUACAAAUUUUUAUACUGUUAAAGAAAGAAAAAAGCAAAAAAAACCUCCUGUGUACAAAUGUCAUAUUUUUAUUGAAUCCAGAAUGGCAUUUUGCCUUGUUUCUUAGUCAUUUAAUGGUUGAUAUUGGUUUAUAAAUGUCAAAAAAAAUCACAUUGCAAUGUCAUCCACAGUCAUAGUAUUUGUUGGAAGUACAAAAUAAACUAGGCUUGACAGUU